AUGAAAUUUAAGAUGACCAAUCAGAAUUCACACUUACAAGAAAGAGGGAAACCCCAGCUGUCAUAUUCUAAAUGCAAAAAAUCCAUAAUAACAUAUUCUAUACUUGUAGUAGGAAUAAUCUGCACAAAUGUUAGACUAAUAAAAGCAUCUAUGAUACCCGCCAACGCACCAGUACAAGCGCACUCCCCACAAGUAAAUACACACAGAGGAAUAAUUAGUGCUCUGCGUAACAUAGACUCGGCUGCAAUUGAAAGAGAAGAUGCUAGUCAAUAUGCAAAUAAUAUGCUAAAUGCAUCAAUACAAAAAUAUGAAAAAAAUACAAUAGCUUCUAAUAAUAGCACUGAAAAGCCAGAAAGAAAUGUAAGAAGCCCCCGGGAAACCCACUCGCAGAAUUAUUUGGACUACUUUUAUAUUACGGGCCAGAUAAAUAAGUUUGAAUUAAUUUUUAACAAUAUUACAGGGGUAGAGUUUAAUGCUUAUUUGUAUAAUUCGCAAGAGCAUCAAAAUUACAGAUGGUUUAGUAGUUUUCAAAUUUCCGACGGGGAUAGAUAUUUUGAAGAAUUAAUACAAAAAUUUGUUAUUAACAAUGAUAUAAAAAAGCAAAGUAGCAAUUCUUCUGAAUUGUUUAAUAUAUUGAGCCAGAGCCCAAAAAUUAUAGAUUUGCCCAUUCUUAGUGCAAGAAUACAUGAAUACUAUCCAUUUAUAAAAGAAGACUUUAAAGACAUGAUUGAAACAGACUAUAAAAUAAAAAAUCCAAAUAAACAAAAAGGUUUAUUGGAAGAGUAUGGAAUGAAUGAUGAACAAGUAGCUACCAUGUUUUUAGGAUUAAUUUUUUUGCCCAAAUUAUACAAACCCUAUUCCUUUAAAGAUAUAACAAAGUAUAACAACUCUAACGAGUUCAUAGAUAAAAUAGUUGACUACUCGACACUAGACACAAUUUCAAGUAGUUUGAAUAAUCUUAAAGAAGACAUAAACAAGCUCCAAAAAAGCUUAACCAUGUUUAUUAGCGAUAUUUUCUAUGAGAUAUCAAAUUUUGGAAUAUACCACCCGAAAUUUAAUGUAACUAAAGAAAGAGCAUACGUUGAUUCCAACUACUAUUUAUUUAACAUAGAUUUAAGAAACAAUAGCAAAAGCACUUCUGAAUUAAAAAUAAGUCAACUUAAAAAGACAUGGAAAUUUACAAGCAACUGCUUUGUUCAUCAGCUAUCUGGAGUGCUUAAGCUUAUUCAAAAUAUAUCAAAUAUAGAAACAACAUGUGGAUUAAAAGAUUUAAAAGACUUUUUGCAUAACGAAACAUCUGACCAUACUAUGAAUGACGAGUAUUUCAAAAAAAUGGACUCUAGACUAGAAAAUGCAAAAAAAAGCAUUGCUAAUGUUAAUACAUGUAAUGCCAAUGUGCAUGAUGCCAAUUUCAUGUUUAACGAAAUAAUGUAUUUAGUAACCACGACAAUGGAUCUGCUAAAUUUAAUUCUAGAAAGCUUUGAAAAUAAGCUAGAGAACUUACAUGAAUACAAUGUAUUAACCAAUAAGACAAGCCCAUUCUAUCCACUGGAUAAAAGCAGUAAUGAGCUCAGUGGAGCCAUGAAGAGCAUAGAAUCCUAUGUAGAUUAUAUACAGAGAGUAGCAAAAUAUGCCAAUGAGUACAUAGGAAUAACAAACAACGAAAUUUACUUUGAUAAAAAAGUGUAUACUAUGGAUUUUAUAAAAGAUCUCUCUUCUCUGCCCUCUGUUGUUUAUAUAUCUCCUAAUGCCACAAAAAGCACAACAGCUGUUUGUUCUUACAACAGUGCUGCAAUCCAGCUGGCAUUGAAUACGUUUCUGGCUAUCUUUACAGCAGGCGCCUAUGCUUUUCAAAAGCUUUUCUUGGGUAAUUAUUAA
Molecule: messenger RNA, 1878 nt
Organism: Nematocida parisii ERTm1
Lineage: Eukaryota; Fungi; Microsporidia
Exons: 1
Coding region: 1-1878 (625 amino acids)
Source: RefSeq, a predicted model, not a curated record